AAAAAGAAAGCAGAUUACAAUUCGAAGAAGCAGGAUCUAGCCAGGCUACAACCACAUGAGACAAACACAAGACUGGCGCACACAUAAAACAAUAUGUCAUCAUUCUUUUUCCUGCUUGAGUCGAAAAAGAAACAUGUUGCUUGAGGUAGAGUCAGGUUGCUGCUCAUCCAUAAGGGUUUUGCACCGAGAAACCUACUCCACUGAAUGAGAUUUGUACCAGUAGCUUUCAGUCCACACAGAUUGUCUGAGGUCGACAGUGUCCAGACGCUGGAGAAACUGCGCGGCCUUGCUACAGAAGAUAAAACGGAAACAGAAAUGUUGCGUUCCCGGGUUGAUGAGCAGUCAAGUUUAAUCUGUAUUUUGAAACAAGGAGCAGACGAGAUGCUUCUCCGUUGUCGGUCACUGCAGAAAAUGAACACGGACCUGGAAGACCGAGUGGCAGUCAAACACAAGGAACUGGACUUGGAAAGGAAGAAGUCAACCAUUUUCGAGAGAAGAUUCACGGACUUGGCCAGCAACCACGAGAAAAUGAUCGCUUUCAUGAACGAUUAUAAAAGACAGAAUGCCCGUCUUGAGCUGGAGAACAAACACCUGCGCUCUGAAAAUGAGACACUUUUCUCCCAGAAACUGCAAGAUAAAGAAGUGCUAGUUGAUAAACUUACACAGGAAAUCAAACAGCUCUCAGAGAAAUACACAAAUAAGGACAAUGAAUAUUGCUCUUCAAGAAAGGAAAUAGUUGAAUGGCAGUCUAAAUUUAAUGCACAAACAACCCUCUACCAAUCAAGGGAGAAAUCAUUAUGUGAUGAACUGCAGGAUACCCAGCAGCAGCUAAAGAAGUCUGUAGAGAUGUGCAAAGAUCUGAAGCUUCAGCUAAAAAAGGCAGGAGACGAUUAUGCUUUGACAGAGAUCAGAGUGAAAGAAAGUAUAACAAGCCUCACCAAGGAAAAGGACAAAUUCCUGAAUCUGUCUAUGGAAAGGGGAAAAGUAAUACAGGAGAAACAGGAGGAAAUCCACUUGUUAGAAGCAAAAUGGAAUGAGGAGAAAAAAGCCAGAAUCAAAGCAGAAGAGCGGUUUAAACGGGAAGCAGCAGCUGUGAACGCACACGACAAAGUGAAGGCUCUCCAGCGUGCUCUCGAUGAAUCCCUGACAGAAUGCGAGAAGCUGAAAAAGGAUUUUGAAGCCUACAAAGAACACACCACCAGCCUCCUUAAACAGGAAAAGGAGUUAAAUGCCAAACUCCGCCAUGUGAUUGGCUGAGGACUUAUAUAUUCAUAUGGUAUAAUUUAGAUUGCAAUAAAACCAAAGUU
Myripristis murdjan (pinecone soldierfish) is the source of this 1307-nucleotide messenger RNA. RefSeq names its product coiled-coil domain-containing protein 89. The record is from RefSeq and is a predicted model, not a curated record. Bases 205 to 1257 code for a protein of 350 amino acids. The transcript is spliced from 7 exons. Lineage: Eukaryota; Metazoa; Chordata; Actinopteri; Holocentriformes; Holocentridae.